Messenger RNA from Dendrobium catenatum, 2083 nucleotides. Its product is annotated as actin-related protein 8. The transcript has 12 exons. The coding region runs from base 327 to 1751 and encodes 474 amino acids. NCBI's taxonomy places the organism in Eukaryota, Viridiplantae, Streptophyta, Magnoliopsida, Asparagales, Orchidaceae. Gene Ontology annotation, molecular function: protein binding. The record is from RefSeq and is a predicted model, not a curated record.
UUUUUAUAAUUUAGCACUCUAUAUCCGAAAAGAAAUUAGGCGGAGCUGCCCGGGCCGGAUCCGGCUGUUGCGCGAGCACAUGAUUGGCAGCUGAAAUUCUCGACAGUUUGGUCGCAGCGGAAGCGUUCCAUCAUCCCUACCAGUCUCGGGCCACCAGUCUCAGCUAUUCCUUGUUCCCUCCACGGUCACGUGGUUCUGUUUCUUCCUUUCCUUUUAGCUGAAACCCUACUCAUCUUCGAUUUUUCCAAACUCUGCCUUCCCGAUCUCGUCCCUCAAUGGAAGCUCGUUUUGAGUCAUGAGGUGGAAAGUUAUCCGCUGCGGUUUUCAUGGCGAUGCUGCUGAAGAAGGUCUGGGAAUCGAUGCUCAGCCGCUCGGGCUCGACUUCAAAUUCGGGUCGUGGAUCUUUGGAUUUUCCAGCUAGGCCUUUCUCAAUGGGGGCAUUUGACCAGCUGCCCACUGAUGUGCUCAUGCAGAUUCUGAGAAUGCUUGGGCCCAGAGACGCCGCAAAGGCGAGAGCUGUCUGCUGGGCAUGGAAAUCGUUGGCAUCGGACAACAUGCUGUGGAUCUUCUUUCUCCAUAAUGGAAAGGAGCCUUGGGAUUCUGUGGUGUUUGCCGAGUCGCACCUACGGGUUGGGUUUCGUUCCAUGAUGUAUUUAGAUCCUCCAUCAGAGCUAUCUUUCAUGCAUACAUAUGCGCAACGUGAGAAUGUUCCAGGCACAAUUAUAAUUGAUGGCGGUUCUGGAUACUGCAAGUAUGGUUGGAGCAAGUUUUCCUCUCCCUCAGGACGUUGUGCAACAUUUUUGGAAUUUGGUAAUAUAGAAUCUCCAAUGCACUCAAGACUUCGUCAUUUCUUUACAACAAUCUAUACAAGGAUGCAGGUCAAACCACCAACUCAGCCAAUUAUUGUAUCUAUACCUAUCUGCCACUCUGAUGAUACUGAAUCUGCUAGAGCAUCUAGAAGGCAACUUAGAGAAGCAAUAUACGCAGUUCUUGCUGAUCUGAAUGCUCCUUCUAUUUGUGCUGUUGAUCAGGCAGUGUUGGCCCUGUAUGCUUCAAAACGUACUUCUGGAAUUGUUGUAAAUAUUGGAUUUCAUGUCACUUCAGUUGUACCCAUUCUUCGUGGCAAAGUAAUGAGAGAAGUGGGAGUCGAAAUUGUGGGACAAGGAGCCCUAAAAGUUACAGGAUUUCUCAGAGAGCUAAUGCAGCAGAGAGGCAUAGCCUUCGAAUCUUUAUACACCGUUAGAACACUAAAGGAGAAACUAUGCUAUGUAGCCGCCGAUUAUGAGGCAGAGCUACGCAAAGAUAAUCCAGCAUCAUUUGAGGUGGCAGGUGAAGGUUGGUUUACUUUAUCAAAGGAGCGUUUCCAGGCUGCUGAGAUCCUAUUCCAGCCGCAUAUUGGAGGAGUGCGUGCAAUGGGGUUGCAUCGAGCCGUAGCACUUUGUGUUGACCAUUGUGCUGCUUCAGAAAUAGCAAUUGACGAUGGCUGGUACAAAACUGUAGUUUUAACUGGUGGAACUGCUUGCUUGCCAGGAUUACCUGAGAGAUUGGAAAAUGAACUGCGCAAACUUCUUGAACCAUCAAUAUCUGAUGGAAUAAAAGUCCUUCCCCCUUCACAUGGAGCGGAUUCUGCUUGGUUUGGAGCAAAACUCAUUAGCAAUGUAAGCACCUUUCUUCAAGCAUGGUGUGUUGAUAAGAAACAAUUACGUCAGAGGUACCGACGCAAUGCAUCACCAUAUCCCAUUGCAUGGUAAUUACUUCAUUAUAUUUUGACUUCCUUGCAAUGUUAAAACCUUGCAGCUUUGAUCCUGUAUGUGAUUCUUUCCUCGAAAACUUAUUAUUCAAUUUAAAAUAUGAUGCUACAAAUGACCUCGCAGAAUGAAUAAUGUAGGAAGCUUGAUUUUUAACUAUAAGUGUUACAGCACAUUGUACAGUGUUAUUAUGUAAAGUUUAUUGACAUGAAAAUAAUUUCUUCUAGUGGUUCUGUUACUUCUCUGGAGGAAAAAAGGUUUAGGAACAGAUUAUGUAGAAAAAAAUGUAUCUGUUACAUGAUUUGGCAAUAGAUGCUGCUCAUUCUUUAGCUAAA